AGAUUCAUGCUUUCAGAUUUCAACUGGUGAGUCUAAUCAGUCUUAAUUAUUGCUAAUCGUCUUUGUUCUUAUCAAAUCUAUAGUUCUGAUUAAAAAAUAUCAAUUAAAGACCAUUUGACCUGCAAGAUUACUAGAUCCUGGGUGCUUUUGUUUGUUCUUAUGUUCAUUGUCUUGACUUCUCAGUUUGAGUGGAUCGAACAAGUUGAGAGUGAAACUGAGACUAGUUGUCCUCUGGUUCUUUCAGAUAAAGAGCAACCUCAUAUACCACAAGGCAAAGAAUCUCAUGUGCAUGAAAAGAAAAAUCUAUCUCAAGAAAAGAAGAUUCAGAAACUUAAUGAGCUGGACCGAGAUCUAAGGAGGCAGUUGCUGCAAUGCGGAAAUGAAAAUCAGGUUGAAUUGAGGGAGCUGGAAACUGAGCUUGAUUAGCUUCUAUUAAGAGAUGUUUAGCUCCAUUUUACAGGUUGAUGCUUUUACUCUGUAAUCCUCCAUAGGCUUCAAGUGUAAAUCCAGAUAUUUGAUCAAUCUAAUACCAUAGCCUCUCUUUCUAAGAACUACACUUGAAGAUUCUGUACUUUGAAGGAGAAAUCAAAGAAGAGUGGUCCU
Messenger RNA from Arabidopsis arenosa, 603 nucleotides. NCBI's taxonomy places the organism in Eukaryota, Viridiplantae, Streptophyta, Magnoliopsida, Brassicales, Brassicaceae. The record is from the annotation of a GenBank genome assembly.